Pseudopipra pipra is the source of this 1224-nucleotide messenger RNA. RefSeq names its product zinc finger C2HC-type containing 1A (gene ZC2HC1A). Bases 93 to 1088 code for a protein of 331 amino acids. Lineage: Eukaryota; Metazoa; Chordata; Aves; Passeriformes; Pipridae. The transcript is spliced from 9 exons. The record is from RefSeq and is a predicted model, not a curated record.
UGCAGGGCCGGGAGGCGGCGUUGCCACAGCAGCGGCGGUCGGAGCGGAGCCGGAGCCGCAGCCCGAUUCCGAGCCGGCGGUCGGGGCGCGCCAUGGAGGGGCUGGAAGGUGAGGUUGCAGUGCAAACUGGAGAUCUGUUGCCAUGUAAGAUUUGUGGAAGGACUUUCUUUCCAGCAGCACUGAAAAAGCAUGGACCCAUUUGCCAAAAAACUUCUGCCAAGAAAAGGAAGACAUUCGAUUCCAGCCGACAGAGAGCAGAAGGAACUGACAUUCCCACAGUAAAACCUCUUAAGCCACGGCCAGAACCACCCAAAAAACCUUCCAACUGGCGACGAAAGCAUGAAGAAUUUAUAGCAACUAUACGAGCAGCCAAAGGACUUAAUCUUAAAGAUGGUGGAAAACUCCCUCCACCACCUCCGCCAUCAUAUGACCCUGAUUACAUUCAGUGUCCAUAUUGUCAGAGGAGAUUUAAUGAAAAUGCAGCUGACAGACACAUCAAUUUCUGUAAGGAGCAAGCUGCACGUAUUACUAAUAAGGGGAAAUUGGCAGCUGAUACCAAAGGGAAGCUUCCUACUCGAACACAGUACAAACCUGCUGCUGUUAAGAAGAUGCCUUCUGUAGGAUCAACACCAUCACCAUCGUCACGCUUACCACAGCCGAGUGGCAUUAGCAAAACUGUUGUAGGUGCCUCUUCAAGUAAAGCACUGCCUUCAUCUGGAUCCAGUGGAAGUAAAAUUCAGACGUUAUCACCAGCUCAUAAAAACUCACUGGGAGUGGUGAACCCACAGGCAGGAGGCUCAGCAAAAGCCCGGACAUCAACACCUCCUAGUGUGGCAAGAACCAUGAGCACGGGUGCUUUACCAAACAAAAGAAAAACUAGCAAUUCAGAUGCUUACUUAAGGUCUGACGGUAAAAUUGGAUGUGACAGUGGAGACUGUGCAUCCUCAGUCAAUGGAGGAAGUUCAAAAAGCAGCGAAAGAAUUUCACCUGUACACUUAUCAAAGUUCUGCCAUGAAUGUGGAACAAGGUAUCCAGUGGAGUGGGCAAAGUUUUGCUGUGAGUGUGGAAUUCGAAGAAUGGUUGUGUGAACAUAUCCUUAAAAGCAAAAAGAAAAUGAGAAAUUGGAAGCAUCUGCUAUGUACUGUUGCAUGGAAAGCUAGAGCACUCCAGCCAGUUUGACUUCAUGCUGCAAACAUGUCUAAACAUCAUUUUGUAAUUUUCUGA